Molecule: messenger RNA, 2409 nt
Organism: Scleropages formosus (Asian bonytongue)
Lineage: Eukaryota; Metazoa; Chordata; Actinopteri; Osteoglossiformes; Osteoglossidae
Gene: ipmkb
Product: inositol polyphosphate multikinase b
Exons: 7
Coding region: 956-2230 (424 amino acids)
Biological process (GO): inositol phosphate biosynthetic process
Cellular component (GO): nucleus; cytoplasm
Molecular function (GO): inositol tetrakisphosphate kinase activity; inositol-1,4,5-trisphosphate 3-kinase activity
Source: RefSeq, a predicted model, not a curated record
UACGUAUGUGGUUUUAUUAUAUUAUUUAUCCCGAGAGCCGAAGGAAGAACUCUGACGCCAUUCGCGCCUUUCGCGCUUCCACGGCGCUGCUAGUCACGUGGCCCGCCGACGGCCGGGGCGGCGCACGCGCUCGCUCGCUCGCUCGUUUUCGGCUUCCGUGGGGCGCGCGGGUCGUGCGCGCGCAGGCGUUACGACAGUGCUGGAAGUGCCGCAAACGUGUCAGCUGAGCGCUAGGAAGACGGCAGCGGCGGCGGCGCUCGAGCCCGGACUCGAACUGGAAAGACGGGCCUGGCGCCCGCCGUGUCGCGCGCUCGCCCAACUUAGCACGCACGCGGAGGGAAAGGGAAUUACCGACGCGCCUUCUUCUCCGCUGCUUGCUUGCGCACAGUUUGUGUAUUCUUAUAUCCGUCCAGAAUCCUGCUACGUGGGAGUGGGGGAAGCCGCCCGCCUGCGCUCCUUCGCUCGCUGUGUGUGGAGGGACACUGCGAUGUGUGCACGCGAGUGGCACGCGACGCGCUCCCUUGGCCCGCGCUUCAGCCUCUCUCUCACCGUUUGUGCGCCGGGAAACGAUCGUCUGGAACUACUAGAACGCGCCUCCGGGUUCAGGGUCUACUACUACGUACUAGCAGCAGCUGGAAUUAUCUUCUGUCGCUUCUAAUCCCGGAUCCCGACAUCGGCGUCAUCAUUCAUCAUCAUCAUCAUCUCUCGGCGCGUGCCCGCGGAGGAAGUGGGAUGUGGCCAGGCUGCAGCUGCACAUGAUGUGAACCCUUAUAUUUGUGAACCUCUGGCUCAUCCGUGUGCACGCGGCGCGCUGCACGAGCCCAGCAUGUGAACCCCCCUCCAGAUGUGUGCGCUUCUCCCCCCCUCCCCCCCCUUUUCCUUUUCUUCUCUAACGUGUGCAGCUGUGUUUGUUUGUUUGUUUGUUUGUUUGGAAUAACCAUCAAGUCUAAAGUCAAUGGUUAAGAUGUCAAGUGAGCACCAGGUCAUGGACUCAUCUCUGUCAUCCCUGGGAAGACUGAGCCAGCAGGACGGGGGUCUCUGCGGAGCGGGGCUGGAGAAGAAGCUCCAGGUGGGGCUGGAGAAACACCUCAAUGGUUGCGUGCCGCUCUCCCAUCAGGUGGCCGGGCACAAGUUCGGAGUCGACAAAGUAGGUAUUCUGCAGCACCCGGACGGCACCGUUCUGAAGCAGCUCCAGCCCCCUCCUCGAGGCCCAAGGGAAAUGCACUUCUACAAGAAGGUGUAUACCGCAGACUCUGGCGAUCCAUCCCUGCUGAACCUUCAGCAUUACCUCCCCAAAUACUACGGCACUUGGUCCUCACCUGAUGCUCCGACAGAUCUCUACCUGAAGCUGGAGGACGUGACGCGCAAGUUCAGCAAGCCGUGCAUCAUGGACGUGAAGAUCGGGCAGAGGAGCUACGACCCGUUCGCCUCCCAGGAGAAGCGGGAGCAACAGAUCAAGAAGUACCCUCUGAUGGAGGAGAUAGGAUUCCUCGUUCUGGGCAUGAGGGUGUACCAGGUGAACUCCGACACCUACGACACCUACGACCAGCACUAUGGGCGAGGGCUGGUGAAGGAAACCAUCCGAGAAGGCGUAGCCAAGUUCUUUGACAACGGAGAGAGCCUGAGGAAGGAUGCUGUGGUGGCCAGUAUGCAGAAGGUCCAGAAGAUCCUUCAGUGGUUUGAAGGACAGAGCCAGCUCCAUUUCUACGCAAGCUCCUUGCUGUUUGUGUACGAGGGCUUCCCUCGGCACGGCGCCCCACAGCCGCCCGGCGACGUCCCACCGGGGGGGACGACAAUGAUGAUGACGAUGGCAACGGCAGGCGGCGAUGCCGGUGAUCUGAAGGAGAGGGUCCUGGAGUGCAACAACAACAUGUGCCAGGUGGGCCUGCGUGAGAACGGCCACCUGGCCGCCGCCCUCGGCCAAAGCCUCUCCAACAUGUAUGCCCUGCACAGUAGAGGGUGUCCCCUGGAGCACCACGUCGAGGACCCCCAGUGGAAGUGCCCCGCUCGGGCAGCGCUGGAGCAAUCCAAUGGCAACGGCGCCAAAACCCAGCAGGACACGGCUGACGGGACGCGGGGGAGCGUCGACGUCGAGGUCCGCAUGAUCGACUUCGCGCACGUCUUCCCCAGCAACACCCGCGACGAGGGCUAUAUCUACGGUCUCAAGAACCUGCUGUCGGUGCUGCAGCAAAUCGUGGACCAAUAUGGGCUAAAGACGGAAACCAUUUAACCAGGAGCGUGUCUGUUUGAGGAAGGCCUCUGAAAACAGCCGUGUGUGGCGACCGGUCGUGGACUCGUCCCUGUGCCGCACCUGGUACUUAAUCCACCUUGCUGGACCGAUGAGGUAAAAAGUUACCCAGCUGUAUAAGUGGGCGAGUCGAAAGUAACGGAAUUUUGGAGGUCACUUCG